Molecule: messenger RNA, 3797 nt
Organism: Dinoponera quadriceps
Lineage: Eukaryota; Metazoa; Arthropoda; Insecta; Hymenoptera; Formicidae
Gene: twin
Product: CCR4-NOT transcription complex subunit 6-like
Exons: 8
Coding region: 17-1207 (396 amino acids)
Biological process (GO): nuclear-transcribed mRNA poly(A) tail shortening
Cellular component (GO): CCR4-NOT complex; cytoplasm; nucleus
Molecular function (GO): poly(A)-specific ribonuclease activity
Source: RefSeq, a predicted model, not a curated record
GAACAGAGGACGUAGGAUGUGGCCAGAGAUACAGCAUAUAUUUCCAGUUACGGCAAACCAUCCGCCGCAGAGACCGUGGAUUCCACUGACAAGGCCCAACAGGACGAGACCAACAUGUAUCUUCACGGUGAUGUGUUACAACGUGUUGUGCGACAAGUAUGCCACGCGACAGAUGUACGGCUACUGUCCAAGCUGGGCGUUAGACUGGGAGUACCGGAAGAAGGGCAUCCUCGACGAGAUACGCCAUUACGCCGCGGAUAUCAUCAGCUUGCAGGAGGUCGAGACGGACCAAUUCUACAACUUCUUCCUGCCGGAGCUCAAACACGACGGCUACGACGGCAUAUUCUCGCCCAAGUCCCGGGCGAAGACGAUGGCGGAGAACGACCGCAAAUACGUCGACGGCUGCGCCAUUUUUUACAGAACCGCCAAAUUUACCCUGAUAAAGGAGCAUUUAGUCGAAUUCAACCAAUUGGCAAUGGCGAACGCGGAGGGCUCGGACAACAUGUUGAAUCGUGUUAUGCCCAAGGAUAACAUCGGGCUGGCUGCGUUACUUAGGACUAAGGAUGCCGCUUGGGACAAUGGUGUUCCAUCUGAUCCGGCGCAAGUACAACAGCCGAUUUUGGUUUGUACGGCACACAUUCACUGGGAUCCCGAGUACUGCGACGUGAAACUGAUACAAACGAUGAUGCUGAGCAAUGAAUUACGUUCCAUUUUGGACCAAGCUGGCCAGUCGUUUCGACCCGGCCACAAGCCUGACUCUUCCAACGUUCAACUGUUGCUUUGCGGCGACUUCAAUUCCUUACCUGAUUCCGGCGUGAUUGAGUUUCUUACGUCCGGGCGUGUGGCGGCGGAUCAUCGUGAUUUUAAGGACUUAGCGUACAAAUCGUGUUUACAAAAGAUCUCCGGCUGCGACAAACCCAACGAAUUUACGCACUCCUUCAAGCUUGCAUCCGCCUAUAGCGAAGACAUUAUGCCCUAUACUAAUUAUACAUUUGAAUUCAAAGGCAUAAUAGACUACAUUUUCUACUCGAAGCAAAGCAUGGUGCCACUGGGACUCUUAGGUCCGCUUAGCCAAGAGUGGUUUAGAGAGCACAAGGUGGUAGGAUGUCCCCAUCCCCAUGUACCAUCCGAUCACUUUCCUCUGUUAGUGGAACUGGAGAUGACACCGACAGUAGGAACAAGCAAUGGUUUGAUCUCACGCAGGUAGCAGCCGCUGCGAUCUAGGCCCAAGUAACCGUCAAGAGACGAUAAAUCAAUAACGAGGAACGACGAGGAUGAAGGAAAAAGGAUUCGCAUCACUUCUAUUACUUCUGGCUCUAGCAAUAUCACUCGCAGUCGACUAUUACUCUACACUAGCGGACAUUACACACAGAUACACGUAUACAUGCAUACCACUAUACACCACUGCACACGUAUACACGUACACGCGAAAUAUACUCCAUACAUCGUCUCGCACACUCGACACAAACGGUAGUCGGGUCCGGUGCACGGCCGGACGCGACACACAAUUCUAACGACCAGGUGAAGGGAGCCGUGUUGUAAUGCGUUUAGCCCAUGUAUAGUGUAUUGCAUUUUUAAAAAAGUGCUAACUCUCCCUAUGCCUAAAGAGCAUCGUGACCUCUCUAACUUACCAUCACUAAUAUGUAGAUACCUAUUUUCCUAUAAAACGAGAGAGAUGAAAAAAAAAGCGCGAAAGGAGGAAAAGAGGAAACGACGACGAAUAUUCCGAUUCAAAGAAAAGCCUCUGUGAUAUCGACAUUUUAAACGCAAUUGGAACAAUUAUUAUUCACGUGUUUACCACACAACAGAGAAACUUAGCGUCUUGCUAGAGAGAGACACAAACACACACAACAAAAACCCUUUAGCAGACAGAGAAACCCCUCUCCCUCUCCCUCUCUCCUACCUCGCCCCCUUCUCCCUUCCUAAAUGUCAUUACAACAUCCUCCAAACCAAACCUUUUGAUAAGAAUGCUGCCAUCCAAUGAGACAAAAGAAAAAAAAAAUUGUAUUUUUAAACGAAACGCGAAGCAAACGAGAAAAAAAUACGAAAAACAUACAUGCUAUACUGGGCUGUGCGAAGUGAUUGGAGUUGACUUAAACAAUUUCAAUGCAAGUACAAAUCUGUUCUUAUUGGCCACGUAUAUAUUGAUAAUACGAUAAUGUUAUAUAAGAAGACGAGAGCGUAGUUGAUAUUGUAGCGGGUGUAUUUGUAAGUAAAACGAUAAUGUAAACGAUGUUCAUCAUCACACACACGUCUGUCAUAGCGUCGCGCGAGAUCAGUCGAUACAUCUUCGCCCAUACUUAUAGGUAUGUCCGUUCGGUUCGGAUUAAUUAAUGUAUGUGCUCUGUACUGCGUCAAAAAGCCACUAUUACUACUACUUGUUAAUUCAGUUGCCACCGAGAAAGAGAGGGGGAAGCCUGUACAAUUUGACCGCGCUCGAACCGCCGCUCCGCUCUACGUACUCGUACCGCAUUUCUUUCUUGCGCUUUUUUCUUUUUUUUUCUUUUUUUUUUAAUCUGUAUCAAUUCUCUUCACUUUAUCGUACCUCUCUUCAUCGUCUCGCGAACGUGCAGUUAUAUAGUCGCAGCUACCAAAAUGUAGAUUCUAAUUAUCUUAGUUAUCGUGUAGGGUGCGCGUGCUUGGUGAAGACCAAUAUCGGGAUUGUAUUGUAGCGAUGAGGCGCUAUGAAAAACGCAAUUAUACAUUUAGUUAAAACAGUGCAAGUAUAUCUUAUACGUAGCGCGUCGUCAAACACCUCACGCCUCGGUCUUUCUAUUUUGCAAUCGACUCGUCCGACGGUUCUUGGUGCGCGAGCGAACCGAGAGAGAGAAAGAGAGAGAGAGAGAGAGAGAGAGAGAGAGAGAGAGUAAAAAAAACUCUCGAUACGUUUAUAUAUCGCUGUACAUAAUUUCAUUCUUAUCGAUUCCUAUCUUUCGAAGCGAUUAUUGAUACUCGCGAAUGUACUGUAGAUAUGAGAUAUAAUUUUCCUUAUAUAUGUAUGUUGUAAAUAUGACAAUGGUACGUUGUUUUUUUUUUUUACGUUGACUGCAAUUUACGUGUACGUUUAUUAUUCUGCUCUGCCGAGCGGAGAGAAUCAAGAGCGAUGAUGCGGAAAUUUAUUAGAUACUUUACGAGUUACGCACAUGCUCUGUAGUAUUACAGAUAUAUCCUGACGUCAUGCUUCGUGUCGUUUUACGAUCUCUUGCCGAAUCGCCCGGAAGAGAAAAGAAGGUUCUCGCGAAAGUGAGAUAGGGAAUGCUUACUUUGUACUCGCGCGCGUCUCGAUCGUGUGUACAAAUUUUCGUUCUUUCUCUUCUUCUUCUUCUCCUUCUUCGCGAAAUAACUUCUCGCCGAUGGUUUUCGCGAAAAAGGGUUUUCGCAUGUUAGCAGCAUAAUAAAAACGAUACACGGUUAUUUCCGGGCAUAUACAGCUUUCUCCGUCGAUAGAACAUGCAUACACACACGCGCGCAAAAUGCGGGACAACACCAAUAUGAUACGAACGACACCGAAACACAUCGGGAAGAUACGUAAGUUUAUAUGCACAUACUAUAAUUCUUAAAAUACUUUACGAAUAUAUCGUAGCAAUAUAGCAAUCGAUCUCGUUAUGUAUGACACAAUCGACAAUUAAGACCUUGAGAGAGUUCCCAUUCGGGAGCCGUGGUUUGUGCGCGCGCAUCAUCCGCAGUCCCGUCAACUGAAUUACACAAGUAGUGAGCGAUUAGUUUAUCAAAGACAUCUAUGUAGUAAAUGUUGUAAUAAUAUAAAGUAGGCAAUUAGUUUUAAUUAUAUCCUCUGG